Molecule: messenger RNA, 1614 nt
Organism: Nicotiana attenuata
Lineage: Eukaryota; Viridiplantae; Streptophyta; Magnoliopsida; Solanales; Solanaceae
Exons: 3
Coding region: 1-1614 (537 amino acids)
Molecular function (GO): nucleic acid binding
Source: RefSeq, a predicted model, not a curated record
AUGGCUAUGAGUGAUAGCAGUUCUGGCAAAAAUGCUGUUGCAAAUCAGUAUAAUGCAGGGAUGAGUCAAGGAAUGCUCAACUUCUUUACUGAUGAGCAAAACAACCAGAUCAUGAAGAUGAUAAGCAAGGACAAAUCAGAAGAACAUGCAGCAAAUAUGGCAGGUAAUGCUAAUUCUCAAUCUCUAGAGGAUCUAGGUGACUACUGGAUUGUAGAUACUGGUGCUACUGACCAUAUGGCAUCUAAUAGUGAAAUGUUGAAAACAAUGACUGGAUUACCUGACUCAAGUAAAGGUAAUGUGAACCUCCCAAAUGGUAAGACUGUGCCUAUCAUCUGCAAAGGAAUUUACAAACUUACAGAUCAUGAUGUGAUACAUGAUGUGUUGUGUGUACCUGAUUUUAAAUACAACUUGUUGUCUGUGUCAAAAUUAACUAAGGAGCUGCAAUGCUCAGUUAAUUUUUUCCCAACAUUCUGUGUAUUUCAGGACCUAUACACUGGGAAAGUGAAGGGGAUUGGUAAGGAGAAGGGUGGUCUCUAUCUACUGAUCCCUAAAGGGUCUAACAGGAAUAAAAUGGCACAAAGGAUCAGCAGUUGUCUUUUAGAAGGAAUGCAAGCAGACUUCACUACCUGGUAUAGAAGGCUUGGGCAUGUGCCAGUUAAAGUCAUGAAGCAGUUAGAUUUCCUUAAAGACAAGAAGUUUUCUGAUUGUGAACUCAAUAAUUGCACUGUAUGUCCUUUAGCUAGGCAGACAAGGAAACCAUUUCCUUUAAGUAGCAACAGAGCUGAAGACAUAUUUCAUUUGAUUCAUCUGUCCACAACUCCACAACAAAAUGGAGUUGUGGAAAGAAGACAUAAACAUGUCCUGGAGGUGGCAAGGGCUUUUAGAUUUCAAGGCAGCAUUCCUUUGCAAUUCUGGGGAGAUUGUGUACUAGCUGCAGCAUAUCUUAUUAAUCGACUGACUUCUUCAGUUCUAGCAGGGAAAUCUCCAUAUGAGGUUUUUCAUAAGAGAGCACCUAAUAUGACACACCUAAGAACUAUUGGAUGUCUGUGGUUUGCUACAGUGACAGAAAAGGUGGACAAAUUUUCUCGUAGAGCCAUCACUGCUAUUCACAUGGGAUACUUAGUAUCUCAGAAGGGAUACAAGUUAUAUGACUUAAGGAGAAGGAAGUUCUUUCUGAAAUCAAAAGAGGAAGGCUAUUCUUUGCAUCAACAACAACCACAUGUGUCAGGAGAAGGGCAUGAUGCAGUCAAACAAGGUAUUAAGCAUGGUCAUGAAGUGAUACAACAAGAGAAUAACUUUAUAGGAGCUGAUCCAGAUCAUGGUGAACAGCUACCAGAUACUGAGGUUGAUCAUAAUGUGCAGACACCAGCUAAUGAAGCCAUUGAGGAAGUUCAAGCUGUACAACUCAGAAGAUCCAACAGAGGUUCCAAGCCACCUAUUUGGAUGCAAGACUAUGUCUGCCCAGUCAAUGGAGCAUCAUCAUCCACCUGCACAUAUCCAAUAUCCAACUAUGUGAACUAUAGUGCCUUGUCAGCUACUUAUCAAUCUUACUUGACUGCUACCUCACAAGAGACAGAACCUACAUCAUACACAGAAGCCAUGAAGGACCCAUGA